Molecule: messenger RNA, 953 nt
Organism: Saccostrea cuccullata (small rock oyster)
Lineage: Eukaryota; Metazoa; Mollusca; Bivalvia; Ostreida; Ostreidae
Exons: 4
Coding region: 365-940 (191 amino acids)
Source: RefSeq, a predicted model, not a curated record
UUAACUUCCUGCCCUGAUUUCCUGUACUACAACAGCGGCAUUUUAUAUAUUUAUUUCCCCAUGUAUACCAUUGUUUGAAUGUGUUGAUUCCUCGGACUAUUUUGUUGUGUAUGUCGGUGUUCCCUAUGACAUCUGGUGUGUGACAGUGGCUGCCCGCGGGUCCACUUCAGAUGCAGCUGGCUAACUGAUCCUGGUUGAUAAUUAUGCAUAUUUAUUGUCUAUACGGUUGAUAUAUAAACCUGUGGUACAAUUACGCACUAUAUUCACAAACAAUCAAACUUCAAAGCUGUUCGGUGUCUGAGAGAGAUCAAGUACUUGAUGUUCAACCAUUUAAGGCAUAUAUGUGUUGGUGUGAGGAAAUAUAAUGCUUAAAUUCGCUUAUGGUCACCAGAAUCACCCUAGUGGUUCGAGAUCAGCGUCAUUCGGUGACAUUACCGAGACGUUUCCCCCACGGACAGUGCUUAUUGCUUUAGAUGGCAGCGAUGACUCUAAAUUUGCAUUUUAUUGGUAUACUCAGAAUAUAUACAGACCGGGUGAUCGAGUUGUUUUAGUGUAUGCAGUUGAAUUCCAUUCUGAACUUAAGACAAAGUGGCUUUAUUCUUUUACUAAAAAUGAAGAAGAGAAAGUUGGUGAAAGCAUGGAAAAGGAAAGAUCUAGACACAAAGAAGUUAUGAAAAACUUUUCACAGAUGCUAGUUAAUGCCAAGAUUUUAGGGGAGGUAAAUGCGAUUGAUUCAAAAUCACCAGGUGAAGGAAUAGUGUCGGCAGCCAAGGAAAUCCACGCCUCCUUCAUUGUGACGGGCACCAGAGGACUCAGUAAAGUUAAACGGACUCUGAUGGGAAGUGUUAGUGACUUUAUACUCAGGCAUGCGGCGGUACCUGUUAUUAUAUGUAAAUAUAAUGAAAAGCAAGGUUGUGAAAGCAAAGAUGUACAUAAAUAAAGUUUUACACUAU